AUGGAGGGGAAAAGAGACGACGGUAUAAGAAAAGGGCCAUGGAAGGCAGAGGAAGAUGAAGUGCUGUUAAACCAUGUGAAGAAGUAUGGCCCCAGAGACUGGAGCUCCAUUCGAUCCAAAGGCCUCUUGCAGCGGACUGGAAAGUCGUGCCGCCUCCGGUGGGUUAAUAAGCUUAGACCCAAUUUGAAGAAUGGGUGCAAAUUUUCACUAGAGGAGGAGAGGAUGGUGAUAGAGUUGCAGUCACAGUUUGGGAACAAAUGGGCGAGAAUCGCAACUUAUCUGCCCGGAAGAACCGAUAAUGAUGUGAAGAACUUUUGGAGUAGCAGGCAGAAAAGGCUGGCAAGGAUUCUGCAAAAUUCAGGGGCACCCUCCAAAUCACAGAAAAACAAAAGGGUGGUUCAGUCCUAUCAUGGUUGUUGUCAAGGGUCCAACAGUCGUCUUGCUUUGGAGGCUCCAAAGUUCAGUUCUUCGUCCGAGGAAUCAUCGGCCCGGGCUCAGUCAUGCUCCUCAUCCUGCAUUGAGAACUCUGACAUGAUCAAAAUGGUGCCAUUGCCGGAUCUUGUCAACCCCAGGUUGCUUACUUUUGAAGCAAACUUCAUUCACCAUGAAUUCUCCCCUGCUGAGAAGAACCCAUCAUUCAUUGAGUCCCAAACACAAAUCCCUUUUUCUCAGCGACCGGAGCUCACCUUCUCGCCGGAAAGCCAGGAGCUCUUUGCCAGACUUGAAGACCCCAAUAUUUUUGAAAUGUUUGGACCGUUAGACACUUGUGGUCUCGGAAAUGGAGCUCAUGAGUUGUUUGAACUGGUAGGAAGUUGUAGAACUGGUGCUAAUGAAACAAUUGACAGUUACAUUACCCCCGACAGCUUUUUCGAUGACUUCCCGACUGAUGUGUUCGAUCAUAUUGAGCCGCCUCCAAGCCCUUCGGAGCGUUGA
Messenger RNA from Corylus avellana, 933 nucleotides. RefSeq names its product myb-like HTH transcriptional regulator family protein (gene DUO1). NCBI's taxonomy places the organism in Eukaryota, Viridiplantae, Streptophyta, Magnoliopsida, Fagales, Betulaceae. The record is from RefSeq and is a predicted model, not a curated record.